AUGACUAAAUUUAGCUCGGCCGUUGCCGCACACCAAGCGGUAUUUUCUCGGAUUCAGAUUUUCCUCAUCACCCAAUGUCGACCGUCGGUGGAUUCGUGCCGCUACCAAUCUCUUAUUCCUUCAUCCGUGAUACAUUAUAUCUAUGCACGUGCCCAUGAGGGAUCCAAAAAGGCCAAACAACUGUGGCCUGUAGGCCGUACACUAUUUUUGGCAAAUAUCCCUCCAGAUGCGACGGAACGCGAGCUUUCGCUAUUCUUUAAACCUCAUGGAACGGUAGAAAGGGUGUCUUUCUCAGAGGAUGCCCAAGGGAAGGAUACGGUGGAGGAAAGCGAUGAUAGCGAGAGCGAUGAGGAAGGAGACAUGGAGACCGAAGGAGUGGUCGCAGAAGGAGAAGAUACCCAACCGAAGAAACGACGGCGACUCAACAAAACCAAGCCUCCCCAGCCCCCUCGGGUCAUACCGCUUCCCGCAAAACCCUUUCGGACUCUGCGGCAUACAGGCCAAACGGGCCAUGUCGUCUUUCUCGACUCUUCGUCGUUGGAGCGCGCACUUGUACCACCAACAAAGCCUCGUCUGUGGCCGACAUCGGAUGAACCCUCAGGAUUGGCUCAUUAUCUGACAUUAUUCGACUCACUGCGGCCUCCACUUGACGCUGUGCGCGCGUAUGCCGACUCGGCCAUGGAGCUGUACGAGUUUGAGCUGGCGAAAUCAAAACAGAAAUCAAAGUACCGCAAGGGGGAAGCUAUCGUGGAUGAGGAUGGGUUCACACUUGUUACGAGAGGCGGAGCAUACGGUCAGACUGUGGGUGGUGGUGUUGCUGUGGCGAGUAAGAAGUUCCAACGAAGUGGAGAGACGAGUAGCAGGAACCGGAAGAAGAAGGAGAGUAAGGAGAAAACCGAGUUUUAUGCGUUCCAGAAAGCUGAGAAGCAGCGGAGUGACUUGAUGAAACUCAAGCAGAAUUGGGAAGAGACGAAGGCAAAGGUGGAGAAACUGAAAGCGUCACGGCGUUUCAAGCCUUAUUAG
This is a messenger RNA of Desarmillaria tabescens, 1023 nucleotides long. Its product is annotated as ribosomal RNA-processing protein 7-domain-containing protein. Gene Ontology annotation, cellular component: CURI complex; UTP-C complex. Gene Ontology annotation, molecular function: RNA binding. Lineage: Eukaryota; Fungi; Basidiomycota; Agaricomycetes; Agaricales; Physalacriaceae. The transcript has 2 exons. The coding region runs from base 1 to 1023 and encodes 340 amino acids. The record is from RefSeq and is a predicted model, not a curated record. Gene Ontology annotation, biological process: ribosomal small subunit assembly; rRNA processing.